Cutaneotrichosporon cavernicola is the source of this 438-nucleotide messenger RNA. RefSeq lists its product as uncharacterized. The transcript has a single exon. The coding region runs from base 1 to 438 and encodes 145 amino acids. NCBI's taxonomy places the organism in Eukaryota, Fungi, Basidiomycota, Tremellomycetes, Trichosporonales, Trichosporonaceae. The record is from RefSeq and is a predicted model, not a curated record. Gene Ontology annotation, molecular function: acyltransferase activity, transferring groups other than amino-acyl groups.
AUGGACGCGCUCGCGAUACGGCCGAUUCCGCCAGAGGCAACCCACGCGCUUCGACACCGUGUCCUCUGGCCCUCCGUCCCCCUCGACGCACAGGGCCAGGCAUUCGAUGCCCCGCCAUCCGUCCACCUCGGCGCCUUUGCUGACGACAUCCUAGUUGGUGUCCUCACCCUCGUUGCCGUUGAGGGCAAGGUUCAGCUGCGCAAGUUUGCCGUCGCGCCUGAGUGGCAGGGGUACGGCGUCGGUGGCGCUAUGCUCGAUGCCGCAAUCGCCUACUCCCAGAAACAGGUCGUCCUCGACGCACGUCGUGAGCAGGUCCGGUUCUACCAGAAACGGGGGUUCACGGUGCUCAGCCCGGAAGUGUUCGUGAAGCGUGGGCCAGGCGACGCUGGCCCUCCCGUCGAAUACGUACGCAUGGGCAACACAACACCAGAUGCAUAG